Poeciliopsis prolifica (blackstripe livebearer) is the source of this 1775-nucleotide messenger RNA. RefSeq names its product caspase recruitment domain-containing protein 8-like. Gene Ontology annotation, biological process: regulation of apoptotic process. The record is from RefSeq and is a predicted model, not a curated record. The transcript has a single exon. Bases 24 to 1163 code for a protein of 379 amino acids. NCBI's taxonomy places the organism in Eukaryota, Metazoa, Chordata, Actinopteri, Cyprinodontiformes, Poeciliidae.
CCCGAGCUGCUAGUUUACCCAGCAUGAAGCUCCAAAGCAGCUUUGAGGAGUUUACUCCUGGUUUCUGUGGAGAUCCAGAUGAUGAAACCUACCGGUUCCAGUGCUCCGGUCCAGGCCUGUACCAGUGCAGAGUGAGCGGCCUGGUGUUUGCCAUGAAGGGAGGAGGAGACGUGUUUUACAGGGUUGUUCCCUGGAACAGGACAUUACUGAGCCCACAUGGCAAGAAGCCUGCAGGGCCUCUGUUUGACAUCAGCUGCCUGCAGCAGUCUGUGGCUCAGCUUCAUCUCCCUCACUGUGAGGUCCGCUCCACUGGACCAUGUCACUUCCUGUCAGUCGCUCAUCUCCAUGACGGAGGCGUGGAGUUCAUCAGGCCUGAGAGGAUCACAGAGACUCACAUCAUUAUCAGCAUCUCAGGGUUUUCUGCUUUUGGGAACGUCAAGGAUGAGGAUUCUCCUGCUGACCCGGUCCGAGCCUUGGUUCUGCUGUUCUACAGACCUGCAGCUGAUCCAGGCGUCACUUCCUUCCUCAAUCUGUUGCUUCUUCCAGCGAAUGUUGUGAUCCGGGAAUUGAAACGGACCAGGAAGAAAUUAUUUGGGCCGGAGACGUUCAUAGAUGCUCCUCCAAACUGCAAACUGCAUCCGAAGGAGACCUACUCUCUGUCCACCAGCCCUGCAGGAGAAUCGGUUCUGGUUCAGCCCGCAGAAGCAGAAUUUGACCCAGAAUCCUACAACAGCUACUUCACCUCCAUCCAGGUGAUUUUAAACAGCAUCAUAGGAGACAUCAAGCUGAGUGUGAAGCAGGCGAAAACCUCCUGCUGCGUUUGGGAGAGUCGUGUUUGUCUCGUGACUCACAGACUGAAACCGGGUCUCCCUUCUGACCAACAGCUGAAGGAAACCCGGACCAGAAUCAUCGAUGGGAUCUCAGAACCGGUUCUGCAGAGUCUGCUGGACAAACUGCUGGAGAAAAAGGUCCUGAGUGACUCAGAGAGGGAGGCGGUGGAGGCGGAGAAGAUCAGGGGAGACAAAGCUCGAGUUCUGAUCGACACGGUGAGGAGGAAAGGAGAUGCUGCCGGUUCUGAGAUGAUCCGGUUCCUCUGUGAGCUCGACCCGUUUCUCUGCAGACAUGUGGGGCUGAUCUGUGAGAAAGUGGAACCAAACCAGUAAAUCAUAAACUGAAGGGAAAAUAAGGAGCCAUAAACUCAAAGACCUGUUAGAAACAAACUGAGCAUCAAAAUCAUUGAUUAUGGACAAAACAUUUAUCUUAAAUUGGACUCUUAUUGUGAAAUCCUGUGUUUCUGUGUUGGAAUAUUUGAUGUUUUUUAUUGUUUAUAACAGACAGUUGUUGGAUAAUUAGAUGUUUUCAACCUGUUUUGUUUACUUUAUUGAUGUAGCACCAAUUUACAACAAAGUCAGUUAAACAAAGUACAUAAGGUCAGAACUCAGCUGCUAAUGCUAGUGCUAAGGAUAUGCUAAUGCUAAGGCAGUAGCUUUAGCAUUCUGGUUGCCAUACAAAUAUUAAUAUGUGUAUUCAUGGUACUUUGAAAGAUCGAUGAAUAAUUUUGCUUCCUCUAAUCCCAGAUGUGACAUCAUCAGGCCUGUCUGUUCUUCAAGCCGCCAUUUUGGUAGUCAGUCAGUAGAAGUUUGUUCACAUUAUAUUAAUCUAUCUAAAAACUAUCUAUUAAGAAUUAAUUAUCCAAACUAAUCCAAGCAAAUGAUUUUUCAAAGAUUAUUUUAUUACAUGAGUUUGUUUUGAAUUGUAAACUGGUUGUUGUUCUU